This is a messenger RNA of Oppiella nova, 632 nucleotides long. The record is from the annotation of a GenBank genome assembly. NCBI's taxonomy places the organism in Eukaryota, Metazoa, Arthropoda, Arachnida, Sarcoptiformes, Oppiidae.
CAAAAAUUACCAAGCUAAUAGUAUCUACAACUUUAUGCAAAUAACCACAAGAUAAUCACCAGAUAAUGCACCAGCACCAAGAUAAUCAACCUAUUGCUAUGGCGUUCCCACCACUGAUAAUAGCCAUCAUAAUCACCACACCUGUGGUGGUCACUGGGCUGGACUUGUCGGAUGUGAUUACACCCCUGUGCGCCGUGAUGUCCAUGAAUGAGAUCGGAAAAUGUGGCGACACUUUCAUCCAGCAACUUGAACACCCGCCAUACCUGGUCCCGAAGGCCUGGGGUCGUGGCUAUUGCUGUGCACUCAACCACCUGAGGGACUGUAUCGUUGAACACGUGGGCGACAAAUGCGGUGACACUGAGACCAUCAAUAAGAUUGUCACACCAGUCGUGUCGGCCGUCAAACAGCUAUCGGUGCCGUCCGGCGAUUGCCAUCACUUCCGGGGCUUCAUAGGCACUGUGUUGUGUCAGCCGGAUAUGCUGUUGAUUGUGGAGACGAUUGGUGUGGUUAUACUGUUCCUGAUGUCGGUGUCGGCGGUGAUCCGAUGCGGGCGUAAGUCAUCCCCAGCAGUAGCUACAGACCGGUUCCCAGCGGUGGCCAGAAAUACCCAUAAUGUCGAGACUAUUAUAUAA